Molecule: messenger RNA, 1437 nt
Organism: Ectocarpus siliculosus
Lineage: Eukaryota; Phaeophyceae; Ectocarpales; Ectocarpaceae
Source: the annotation of a GenBank genome assembly
AUGUCGCGUUUUGUGUGGUUGGUGUUGGCUUUGGGCUGUACCCCGGGGGCAAGGGCGGCGUCGGCCGGGGCUUCACACAGCUGCGUCGUUCUGGUGGGCGGCAAAAUCAAGUGCUGGGGUGAGAAUUACUGGGGCCAGGUAGGCCAGAACGACAACCUCGUCCGUGGAGAUGACGCCUCCGACAUGGGCGACAGUCUCCCGUAUGUUCCCUUGGGGGAAUUCGAAGCCAGCUUGGUCGCCUCUGGGAGCGAGUUCAGCUGCGCCCUCGCCGUCGACGGGGCCGUCAAGUGCUGGGGCCGCAACAGCUCCGGCCAGCUAGGCUUGGGCGACAAUGAGACGAGGGGUGGGCAGGACGACGCGUUCGAGAUGGGGGACAACCUACCCGUGCUUGACCUGGGCACCGGCGUCGCCGUGGAAAGCAUCGCCCUCGCGGGCUCGCACGCAUGUGCUGUACUCGCCGACGGGAACUUGAAGUGCUGGGGGGAGAACGAGGGAGGACAGCUAGGUCUGGGAGACACGUUGACCAGAGGGAACGCCAUGGGCCAAAUGGGAGACAACCUCCCGUUUGUGGACUUAGGGGACGAAGUGCUUGUAUCAUCGGUUGCUCUAGGGGCGAGACACACGUGCGCGGUAGUCGGGGACGGCGACGUGAAAUGCUGGGGUAAUAACGACGGUGGCCAGCUGGGUUACGAGGAUACGGCUGCGAGGGGCAUCGCUGUCGGUCAGAUGGGGGACUUGCUACCUGCGGUGGACCUUGGAACGAAGCAGAGGGCAAUCGCAGUUGCGGCCGGAUUCUUCCACACCUGUGCCCUGCUUUACACGGGUGACAUCAAGUGCUGGGGUUUUGGAUCAAAUGGUCAGCUAGGGCAAGGCAGCAAUGCCUCAAUCGGGAACGCCGUCGAUAGCAUGGGCGACAACUUUGGGCCUGUAGAUCUCGGCGCUGACCGAACGGCCAUCGCCGUGUCCCUGGGGGGGACUCACUCAUGUGCAGCGUUAGACGAUAGCACGGUGAAAUGCUGGGGCGGCAACUCAGUGGGGUCACUGGGACUCGGCGACUCGCUGAACCGUGGAUUGGGCCCGGGCGAGAUGGGCGACAACCUUCCGACCGUAGGCCUAUCCUUCGGUCCUGGUCUUGGAGCGGCCUCCAACGUUUUCGCCGGGAGAUUUCACACCUGCGUCUCCGGAGCAGAAGGGGGUUUGGCGUGCUUUGGUCUCAACGCAGGAGGGCAGCUGGGAUCGGGGAGUGAUGAAACCAAUAUCGGGGAUGAACCCGGAGAAGUCAAGGAGUUAACCUCGAUCGAUUUGGGGGCGGGCGAGGUUGUGUCCGUCCCAGACGCACCGGGCUUGGGCGUGGCGUUAGAAGGUCAGACAAGCCCCCCACAUGGAAGUGAUGCUGGUCGUGAGGUUGUCAAUGUCGUAUGUAUCUCCGAGCUGUGA